AUGGCGGCAACCAACUGCAAAAAGCGCAGCUUCGACGAUUUCAGCGAAUCCACUGUCACCAUUCUCGUCGGCAGCGACCAAGUGCCCUUUUACGUUCAUCCUGGCAUCCUCGCCUCAAAGUCGAAAUACUUCAAAGCCAUGUUCGCCGCAGCUUGGACGGGCGCGCAGGCAAAGAUUUGCGGUCUUCCCGACGAUGAGACCGAACCAGAUACCUUCCGCCGUUAUUGCUGCUGGGUAUACAAAGACGUCGUCGAGAUGACGAUGAUCGACUCAAGCGACGCUCAAGACAAGACCGGAGGUGCACGCUUUGAGAUCCUGUUCAAGCUCUACAUCCUGGCCGACCAGCUCGGUGACAAAGUCCUCCGCAACAUGGCGGUCGACCGAAUCGCAGAGGUCGAAAAAGCGACCUCAUACCGUCCAGGACAUGAGCUGAUCAACUUGGCGUACGAGAAGACGGCUGGCAAGAAUAUGCUAUGCAAGUUCUUGGUGGACGAUGCGUUGUCCGGUACUGAGCCAGAGUGGUUCCGCACCGUCUUCGAAGAGCUGCCGCCAGCAUUUGUCCAGGAGUUGAGCAUCGGGUGGGCGAAAGCAUCAUGGGACAAGUCAGUCAACCACAAGCGACCACAGGACGUUGGAAAAUGCACAUACCACGAGCAUGGAGAGGAUGCUCCGAAGGACGAGAGCUGCACAGAGGACGAGCCGAGCAAGAACCCAGCGACUAUUCCCAAGACGCCAUCGAAGAAGCGCCGCUGA
This is a messenger RNA of Pseudocercospora fijiensis CIRAD86, 753 nucleotides long. RefSeq lists its product as uncharacterized. Gene Ontology annotation, molecular function: protein binding. Bases 1 to 753 code for a protein of 250 amino acids. The record is from RefSeq and is a predicted model, not a curated record. The transcript is spliced from 2 exons. NCBI's taxonomy places the organism in Eukaryota, Fungi, Ascomycota, Dothideomycetes, Mycosphaerellales, Mycosphaerellaceae.